AUGGGAGGACACGAGAAUAUGAUAACGAGAAGAGGACAAUUAAAAGCGUCGAUAACGAGAUUUUCGAAUUAUCUACAAUCACAAAAUAUCGAUUCGACUGAAGUAAAGGCUCGACGUGAAAAAAUUGAAGACGUAUGGGCCGAAUAUGAACAGGUGCAAUCAGCCAUAGAAAUGGAAGAGGGUAGCAACAUAGAAACACAAAAUAGAUAUAGAGCGGAGUUCGAAGACUUAUACUUCAAAACUAUUGCAAUAGCAGAGAAAAUUGUAAUAGCAGCAAGCUCGGUGGUUUCACAAGACGAAAAUACAAAUAAAAACACGAACACCGAUAUACCGAACGCGUGUAUGAAUAAAGUAUUGUCAUCAGUUAAGUUGUCAUCGUUAAGCGUACCGGUAUUUACCGGCAAUUAUCAAGAAUGGGCAUCAUUUUAUGAUAUAUUUUCGGCGUUAAUUGAUAACAAUGCAUCAUUAACGGCAAUAGAAAAAUUUUUUUAUUUGCGAGAAUCGUUAUCAGGCGAGGCGCUAAGCUCAAUUAAAUGCUUAGAAACGACGGGUAAUAAUUAUAUCAUAGCAUGGCAAUCACUAAUAACGCGUUAUAAUAAUAAAAGGGUACUGGUUCAAACGCAUGUAAAGGCGAUAUAUGAUCUAGAAACGGUGGGCGGUGAUUCGGCGAAACGGUUAAGGCAGUUUACAGAUGCACUGAACGGACACAUGCGUGCGUUAGAGGCGCUGGGACAGGAACCCACAAAUUGGGGACCAUUAUUAAUGCACAUCAUUUUAAUAAAAUUGGAUAAAACCACAUUGAAGGAAUGGGAAGCGAGAGCGCCGUGUGCUGAAGUACCGAAAUUAUCCGAACUGAUAACAUUUUUAGAUUCAAGGUUUAAAAUAUUAGAAUCGAUCGAAACGGUAAAAAAUAUAAACAUCAAAGCGCACAACACGCUGUUACACUUGCCAGGAGGAAAAAAUACAGUAAUCGAAGGUAGUAAGGCAGUUCAAUCAACAGUUGCAAAUGUAUCGACAAGUGAAGUCAUUGAAGAAUCAACAUCGUUAAGCGCACACGCAUCGGUAAUACAAGACGACAAGGUAUUGCUGUCGACGGCGAUGGUAUCAUUGCGCAACGAAUCAGGGCAAUGGGUGCCGGGACGCGUAUUAUUAGAUUCUGGAUCCCAAAGUAAUUUGAUAACAGAGGAAAUGGUACAGCUAUUAAAAUUGAAAAAGAAACAUGUGAAACAUGAUUUAUGUGGAAUAGGUGGUAGUACACAAAAGGCUUCGUCAGCGGUGGUUGCAACAAUUGCGGCCGAAGAUAAAAAAUUUACAUUAACAGUAACGUGUUUAGUAGUGAAGCGUAUAACUAAUAAUUUGCCGUCAAAAUUAUUAAAUGACAAUAUCUUGAUUCCGCGUAAUAUCAAAUUAGCUGACCCAUGGUUCAAUACACCACGAAAAAUUGACUUGCUAAUUGGUGCUGGUUAUUUUUACGAAUUAUUACGUACGGGACAACUGAGGCCGUCGUCAGGCGGACCUAUAUAUCAAGAAACUUGUUUUGGAUGGGUAGUAUCGGGUCCCGCAGAUAACGUAAUUGACGCUGGUGGAUGGACGGCGAGCGCGGUAAAUCUAUCGCUAGCCGAAAAUAAAGAAACAGAUUUGGAACAAUCGAUUACAAAAUUUUGGAAAUUGGAAGAAUACGAAUCAAAAUCAGCAUACACAAAAGAAGAAAAAGAAUGUGAAGCACAUUUCAAUAAAAAUCUAAAUCGGGAUGAAAGCGGUCGAUUUAUAGUCAAACUUCCGUUUAAAGUAAAUGCGCCAAAAUUGGGCAAUUCAUACAAUAUUGCUGAACGGCGGUUUUUGUUAUUAGAAAAACGACUGCAAAGAGAUCCAAAAUUAAAACAAGAUUAUGUAAAAUUUAUGUCAGAAUAUGAAGCGUUGGGGCAUAUGGAACGUGUCAAUAAAGAAAUCGAAAACAAAGACGGUGAAAAAAAAUAUUAUAUUCCACACCACGCCGUGCGUAACGACAGUAGUACAACGACAAAACUACGGGUAGUGUUCGACGCGUCAAGCAAAACCGAUGCGGGCGUUAGUCUUAAUGAUAUUUUACUAAAAGGUCCGUCUAUUCAAGAUGAUUUAAUAUAUAUAUUAAUACGCUUCCGUACCUAUAACUAUGUAUUUUCGGCGGACAUCGUAAAAAUGUACCGUCAAUUUUUAGUUGUCGAGGAUCAGCGGGAUUUUCAACGUGUGCUAUGGCGACCUGAACCGACCCAACCGAUAUGUAUAUAUCGACUAAACACAUUGACGUACGGCACCGUGCCGGCAUCGUAUUUAGCAACAGCGUGUCUUAAAAAAUUAGCCGAAUCCGAAUGUGAUGGUUGUCCGGAGGUGGGUGAAUCAAUCAUUAGAGAUUUUUAUAUGGACGAUUUCUUAGGUGGUGCAAUGUUAAAAGGCGACGCAAUAAAAUUACGAGAUAAUCUAAUUUCAAUUAUGAGUAAAGCCGGUUUAGAACUGCGCAAAUGGUUAUCUAAUGACCCGGAGUUAAUAGCCGACGUGCAUUCCGAUAACAAUAGUAUACGAUCAAUGGGUGAACAAAUGACAAAAAUAUUAGGCCUGCAUUGGAAAUCAGAUGAUGAUAUGUUAUUCUAUACAGUGCAGCAGGUCGAGGUCAAUGCUCCGAUAACCAAACGAAAAAUAUUGUCCGAAAUCGCAACAAUAUUUGAUCCAUUGGGGUUACUCGGACCUAUUAUUAUAAUCGCCAAAAUUAUUAUGCAAAGUCUGUGGCAAAUUAAGCUUAAUUGGGAUGAUGUAUUACCCGACAAAAUUUGUACAGAAUGGCAAAGGUACCGAGACGGGUUACCAUCAUUAAAUAAUUUAAGAAUACCACGAAAAAUAAUUUCAAACGGGAUAUUAGUUAAUACGGAAGUACACGGUUUCGCGGAUGCGUCCGAGAAGGCCUAUGGCGCAUGUUUAUACUUAAGAACGACUGGCGUACACGGAAAAACCGAAGUAAAAUUAAUAUGCGCGAAGUCAAAGGUUGCUCCGUUGAAAAUAGUGUCUUUGCCGCGGUUAGAAUUGUGUGCUGCUUUGCUACUAGCUCGAUUGAGUAGUAGAAUGAUACCAAAAUUAAAUUUGAAAAUUGAUCGACGUCGAUUUUGGAUUGAUUCGAAAGUGGUCCUAGUGUGGAUAACGUCACCAUCAGGUCGAUGGAAAACAUUUGUCGCGCAUCGCGUUGGCGAAAUACAGGAGCUGACCGCGUGCAGUGAAUGGUCACACGUCUCCACUCAUGACAACGCCGCGGACGUAAUUUCGCGUGGAUGUAAUGCCGAGGACAUCGGAAAUAAAUCGAUUUGGUGGUUUGGACCGGAAUGGCUAAUUAAAGACGCAGAUAUGUGGCCGAAACCUACAAAUGUUGAUAAAAUCGAAAUAGAAAAGAUGCCCGAAGAAAAGAGUAACGUAACAUCGAAUACAUAUAAUUUCACAUGUACGUUAUCAUCGGAUUUUUCAUUGUUGAAUAAUCGUUCAUCAUUAAAACAAAUUAUCCGAAUAACGGCGUAUUGUUUACGUUGGAGAAAUAACGGACUAAAGAGUCGUAAAAGUGUCGUCGGCCAGUUAGAUGUAAAGGAAUUGGAAUACGCAAAUUUGGCCUUAAUUAAAAUGAUCCAGAGAACACAUUUCCAAAAAGAAAUAAAUGAACUUAAAUCUCCAAAGGCGCAAGUGGCUGGCAGUAGCGUACUGUUAAGAUUACGACCGUUUUGUGACGAGAACGAUAUAUUACGCGUUGGAGGACGUUUAGCAAACGCGAUUAUGUUAAGUGAAUUUCAGAGGCAUCCAAUUGUACUUCCCCGUGAUAGUACGUAUACGCGGUUGUUGUUUCAAAGUGAACAUGUCAACUUAUUACAUAGUGGUCCACAGGCACUUGUGGCGUCCAUUCGACAACGGUAUUGGCCUUUAGGAGCACGCAGUAUAGCACGGAAGAUCGUUCAUAGUUGCAUUACGUGUUUUAAACAAAAACCUAUAAUCGUACAGCCGAUAAUGGGUAACUUACCGCGCGAUCGAAUUACGUACAACCGGCCAUUUUCACGAUGCGGGGUCGACUUUGCCGGUCCCAUAAUGAUAAAAUCAAGUCUACGGCGAAACGCGCCGUGCGAUAAGGGUUAUAUAUCUAUAUUUGUUUGUUUCGCUACUAAAGCGAUACAUAUAGAGCUAGUCAGCGAUUUAACGACUAAAACAUUUUUACAAACCUUAAACCGGUUUUUCGAUCGCCGCGGAAGAAGUGCAGUUAUAUAUUCAGACAACGCAACAAACUUCGUCGGCGCUCGCAGACAGCUUCAAGACGUAUUUAAUUUAUUCCAAUCUGAUCAGCACCAAGACGCAGUUUUUACAGCUCUCUCAGAGAAGGGUGUUGAGUGGAAGGUAAUACCGCCCCGGUCUCCACAUUUCGGUGGCUUAUGGGAGGCGGCGGUUAAGUCGAUGAAAAAUUUAUUAUUUAAAGUGCUAGGCGAGUCUCGACUAACAUAUGAAGAGAUGAGUACUGUGCUAACUCGGGUCGAAGCUUGUCUAAAUUCACGUCCCAUUACUUCCUUGUCAUCCGACCCAUCCGAUCUUUCCUAUUUAACGCCUGGUCAUUUUUUAAUUGGUGAUACUAUUACCGCUGUACCCGAAAGGGAUGAAACGACCACUUCAUUGACACCUUUAGAACGUUGGAGAAGAGUUACUCAAUAUUCCCAACUACUAUGGAAGCGCUGGAGUACAGAGUAUUUAGGUCAACUUCAGGAACGUGCAAAAUGGACUCAAUCUAAGGGGCCAAAGUUAAAGGUAGGAUCUGUGGUGCUAAUACGAGAUGCGAAUUUGCCUCCAUUACAAUGGCGUCUCGGUCGAGUCCUUCAACUUCAUGUGGGAAAAGAUGGAGUAAGUCGUUCAGCAAGACAAAUAUCAGUUUGUUAA
This is a messenger RNA of Aphis gossypii (cotton aphid), 4926 nucleotides long. RefSeq lists its product as uncharacterized. The record is from RefSeq and is a predicted model, not a curated record. Lineage: Eukaryota; Metazoa; Arthropoda; Insecta; Hemiptera; Aphididae. The transcript has 3 exons. Gene Ontology annotation, molecular function: nucleic acid binding; aspartic-type endopeptidase activity. The coding region runs from base 1 to 4926 and encodes 1641 amino acids. Gene Ontology annotation, biological process: DNA integration; proteolysis.